GGGAGUCUGUGUGUGUGCCAUGCCCCAGGAGUAAUGGACUCCCAGAACCGGGCUGCACUGGACAUCUCCACCCGGAACCCCCAGGAUGACUUUGAGAUUCUGCUCCGGGUCGGUGGAGGCACCUAUGGCGAGGUUUACAAGGUCAGAGAUUAAAACAACUCACAACCAGGACAUUUUCAGAGAGUUUUAUGCUACCUUGUUGUGCUUUUUACUUUUUUGAAAUGUUUCUAAUGGUGGCCUGUGUUUCGAAUGUCAAUACUCCUGAUUUACAGUAAAAUAUUCCAUUUAAGAUUUUAUUUGUGGGGGCAGGCAAUGGUUUGAUUUCAUGUAGGCCUAAAUCAUUCACAUUCUCAAGGAAUUUAGACUUUUUGUAAUUCCUGUUUCAAAAAAGGAAGCGGUUUUAGAAAAAGUUAAAGCAUAUAUGAUCAGAUAUUUUAGAUUUACUUUUUUUCAUAUAUGGGUUUCCUUUGUCUCUUCAUCUUUCACUUUUGGUUAGUGAAUAUGUCCCUUUGUAUUACAUUAACGUGUAUUACAUUAAAACAAACUUGUAUCACUCUUGCUUUAGCUCAAUUCUGUGGAAUACAUUUCCUCAAAUAGUGAAGGAUUGGCUUAUAGCUCAUCAGGGGAAAGAGGUUGAUCUAUGUUGUCUUUCUUGUGGUAACUGAUUCCUAUACUCUUACCAUGAUGUGAGUUGUGUUUACCACUCACAGCUCAACCCCAGUCAGUUACACUGUGGCCUUUUAUGUAGCAGUUUUGUUCAUGGGCAGAAUGUCUUCUCAGUCAGUAACUGUGUUGGAACAAGACAAACUGACACUGCUCUGGAGAAUUCACUGUCCUAAAGACACAUUUAUUGUGACCAUAUUAGGAACACAAUGUGUUUACCUGGAAUCAGGAUAGGGUAUAAGGACGGGACCAAUAAGUGAGUUGGAACAUCACAUCCAUUAAAACAAAUAUAUAAGCUUAAUCAUUGAUAUGCAUGGAGGUUGGGAGGCAAUAUCAAAUUGUAUCUUGCAGUAACACUUGUUACAUACAAGUUGCAAGGACAUAUUCUAUCUCUGAAUAAGUCAUAUUGUCACCUGUCACAGAACUUUGCAGAAAUGCAGUGUGCUUUGCACCUGUUUGACCGCCACAUGAUGAGUGUGCUAUUCAGCACCAGCCAUGAUCAUUCAGUUCAGUUGCUAUGUGCCUUCUCUGUAUUGGACGCUAAAGCUACAGUAUAGAAUGAAUUCAAUGCGGAGCACACCAUUUUCACUUUUAUUCCAUUAUUCCAUAAGAAACAUUUGGUGUAAAGUGUGUAUCUUAUCUUAUGUGGAAUGUAUGCCCCUUUCCAGAAUCCUGGUACACUCUACAAUGUCAAUAAUGGUAUUAUAGAAAAAUGACAAAGAUUUUACAAUGUCUUACUGGACGAGCAUUGGCAGAGUAUGCCAGCUGCUGUGUUCAGGAGCUUGUCCACUGUGCAUGUGACUUAUGCAAAGUAGGGGGAACAUGGAGCGCACUUCCUCUCCAGAGAGAAACGGAGGCCAUCAAUAGUUUAUGCUCUAUUUUCACAGUACUUUGCAUUUAUUCAACAACUUAUAGUAACAAUGUCUGCAAACAAAUAGUUAAAGGAAACAAAAAUAAACACCAGAAAAAUACCUGAACUUCUGCCAAUAUUUGUCAAUGGCUCAUAUGUUCAUUAUGGCGGCUAGUUGUUCUUGUUGGGCAACAACAUGAAGCUUCUCAGUAAUUGUAAGAGCUGUGUGUUUUUAUGGGUUGGUAACUUUGUAGCCUCAACAUCACUGUGGGUACACCUCUGUUGAACUACAUUGUUAUCAGGCCUCCCAACUGUCCCUAGGCCUCCUGUAAAUACAAACAGACACCUUUGUUCGGCACACUGUUCCAUGAAAGCAGAAUACUUUAGCUAAGACUCCUUUUUUCAACUUGAACUGCUAUCCUCUAUCUAGGGUAAAACCAUUUGAAUUCAAUCCCUUUUUGAUAGCACCCCUUUUGAUUUGAACUGAACCUUCCAUACAUACAGUAUUUGCCCAUUGUAGAAGUGGUCAGAAAGUGACUUUUUGGACCUGAAUGCCAAAACAUUCAAGAAAUAAAGGUGCUCAAAGUUGACCUAUUUUGCAUACCCCACCAUACCAUAAGACAGUGAUCACUGGAAAAGAUAAACGGUUGAGAUUGAUAUCAUUUAAAAACUUACAAACAGGGUUGUCAAACUGUUUUAUAAUAACCUUAAAUGUAAAUUAUCUAAAAACACGUAAAUUCCUUUUUAAAAUUCUCAUAUAAACUCAGAUUUGUUUCAUAUUCACAUACAGUGGGGAGAACAAGUAUUUGAUACACUGCCGAUUUUGCAGGUUUUCCUACUUACAAAGCAUGUAGAGGUCUGUAAUUUUUAUCAUAGGUACACUUCAACUGUGAGAGACGGAAUCUAAAACAAAAAUCCAGAAAAUCACAUUGUAUGAUUUUUAAGUAAUUAAUUUGCAUUUUAUUGCAUGACAUAAUUAUUUGAUCACCUACCAACCAGUAAGAAUUCCGGCUCUCACAGACCUGUUAGUUUUUCUUUAAGAAGCCCUCCUGUUCACCACUCAUUACCUGUAUUAACUGCACCUGUUUGAACUCGGUACCUGUAUAAAAGACACUCAUCCUUCUACUUAAAAAUCAUACAAUGUGAUUUUCUGGAUUUUUGUUUUAGAUUCCGUCUCUCACAGUUGAAGUGUACCUAUGAUAAAAAUUACAGACAUCUACAUGCUUUGUAAGUAGGAAAACCUGCAAAAUCGGCAUUGUAUCAAAUACUUGUUCUCCCCACUGCAUGUUGUAGCUUAGACCCUAUUUUACAUCAUCUGAGGGUUUUUUGUUGUGCCCGCCAUCAGUUGAGACACAACAUGCUGUUGAAUACAGGGUGGGUGUCAUGUUUUGGUUUAUAAAUGUACUAAAAUGGGAAUAAAAUAGAAAUGUCUACUUUCAAAUGGUACCACAAAGAUGGUUGGAGGUCCACACAUCAUAGAAUGUUGACAUGAAUGGUAAUAUCUGUUGUUUGAAAUAAUACUGUCAAUCCUCCAUAGGUAACGUAUUGAAAUCAUAGAAAUAUAGAUAAUAGAAUAGACAUUUAAGUUGACAUUCGACGGUGGGUGGACCGGCGGCCAUCUUGUGGUAGUAAUUAGAAGUAAAAAUGUCAAUUCAAUUUAAAUGUCAAUGGUGUACCAGCUAAAUUGCAGUGUUCUGAAGGGAUAGGUCCAUUCUAUGAAAUAUAUUUAUAUGAUUGAAAUGACACCCACCCUUUAUUCAAGAGCAUGUUGUUUCUCAAGAUGCUGGGCACAACACAAAAACCUCAAGUAGGGUCUAAGCUACAACAUAUGUGAAUAUGAACCAAAUCUGAAUUGACGUGUUUUUAGAUAAUUGACAUUAAAUGUAAAAAAAAAAUGUUUUCAAGAAGUUCUAAAAUAGUUUGACAACCAUGUUUGUAAGCUUUAAAAUGAUAUCAAAUUCAACCGUUUAUCUUUUCCAGUGAUGAAGACAUGGAGGUCUCAUAGUAUAUUUUUUUUUUUUUUUUUUUUUUUUUUUUUUUUUUUUUUUUUUGUCAUUUAGCAGACGCUCUUAUCCAGAGCGACUUACAGGAGCAAUUAGGGUUAAGUGCCUUGCUCAAGGGCACAUCGACAGAUUUUUCACCUAGUCAGCUCGGGGAUUAGAACCAGCGACCUUUCGGUUACUGGCACAACGCUCUUACCCACUAAGCUACCUGCCGCCAUAGUAUGGUGGGGUAUGCAAAAUUUGUGCACCUCUAUCUCCUGAAUGUUUUGGAAUUCAGGUCCAAAAAGUCACUUUCUGACCACUUCUUCCAUGGGAAAACAUUUAUGAUUACUUUCAAAAAGUGACUGAACUCAAAUGGAUUUACCCUCUAUGGAAGUAGACUUGUUACGUUUAUAGACAGGGAUCCUGCUAAUGUGACAUUCAGAAGAACUACUUACACAAUCUCAAGUUUUCGAUGCAAUAGAAUUUAUCCCACAGGCUCAUAUGCAUUGACUCAUCGUGUACCAAAGUAAGAAGGACAGGAUAAGGUUGAGUUUCAGCUGAGCCACAAUACUUAUAAUACUGAAAACAGUGGCUUACUGUAAUGUGUCUCAGCCAAUAAAAUGCGAUUACAUUUUGUGCCAGGUGCAAUCUUUGAAACCAGGCCAGAAAGUCAAAAUAAAGAAGUGAGAGAGUCAUUGGUAUUUACAGUAUCUACACUUCACAAUAAAUAUAUUGUGUGUUUGUGUGUAUGUGUGUGUGUGUGUGUGUGUGAAAACUCUUAGAAAGAGGAAGGGAGAAAAUCGUACAAACUUACUGAGAGGUGAUCUACAGUUCUACAUUGUGAAGUACCACUGGGAGGAAGUUUUGUUAUGAUGUGCCCAAAGUUCAGACACAGGGACACUCUUAAAGGUCACCUAUCACCAUUUACCAUUACACUGUAAUACCCCUCCGCCCAAAACAUCUUCUGCAUUCGCCUAUUUUUAUAGAUUUAAUUUGAGUGAUCAUAAGUUACUCAUCAUUAUCGACUGCUGUGCUUCUUAAGACAUUUGUCACUUCGUCCUCCAUGAGUGUAAGAGCUUGUGAGUGUGUCUGUAUGUGUAUCUGUGUGGUGUCAAUCUGUCAAUAAGGUCAGUGACAUCACCAUGGAAACUGCCUGGCUUCGAUCACAACGUUUCCAGUGGUCUGUGAGAUGAGCACUGUUUGUUUUGUGGCUUUCCUUCAGUGACCAUCUCUCUCCACUCACCCCAGCACCCCGCCAGCUAACCCCACCUUAUUGUCUGUCUACUUUCCACUGUGCACACCCAGGGGCUAUGUUUAGUGUUGUUGUGUCAACCAACAAACAGGGUCUCUCAUUGGUGUGCUCCAGUGUACGUAGGCUGUGUGAUUAGGCAAUGCAGAAGUAAAUAGAACAGUCUGGGCAGUCCUGGUAGGUAUUUUCUCACAGCAGACCACAGACCUUUUUAGCACAGUAAAGCUACACCAUAUAAAUUCUUAACAGAUAAUGAACACAGUUUUUCAAUGGAAAGUAAUUGUAGCAUAAACUCAUAGACCCAACAUGAUCUGUACUGAUGUCAGUGAAUCAGGUUAUACUCCCCUUCCAUAACAAGCCUACUGACUGAUGCAGCUGUCUGUUACUCAGGCUCGGAACAAGCAGAACGGGGAGCUAGCGGCCAUCAAGGUCAUCAAGAUGGAGCCAGGUAAAAGAAGCCCCCUCUGUUACUACAGAUUCUAGAGACCACACAUGGGUUCAAAUCAAUGAUUUAUAUAUACACUAGAUGACUGAUAGGGGGCGCUGUGUUGAAGCCACCGUGCCUCCAUCUUGGCACUCCCCCACCAUUGUAAAAAAUAUUUUGGAAGCUAUAGAAAUGCAUUUAUUCAUGUCUACAUUACUUUUUGCCACAUGUAUUCUAUUACAGACACCUUUAUGCAUACUUUUAAAUAUAUUAUGUGAGCUAAACAUACAAAUAGAAAAUAAUAUAUAUAUAUAUACAUUUUUAAAUCCUUAAAGUAUAAUUUUUAUAGAUUACUAAUGUUACUGUCCCCACUACAACAACAAAACAUACUUAAAUACAUGUAAUUUUGUCCUUGAAACAUUUAAUUGAAAUAAUGUAGAAGUCCAUUCAUUCCUAUGGAGGACUGCUCCAACUGGAGAGUGCCAAUGUGGCUGACCGGUGGCUUCAAAGCCUCUCAAUGGCCAAUACAUAGCAUCAGCAAUCCAGGGUUUAUAUACAUCAUUGGUUCAUAUACUAUUUGAUAUCUUUCAAAUACUUGGAGCGUUUGCUUUAACCUGUCUGGAGUGCCAGGUGGGCGGGGUUUGGUCAUUCUUUACAUUUAUAUUGGUUCCAUUACAACAGGCAAGCUCAAUGGAGCACAAAUAUAGUAUUUGAAAUGAUUUCAAGUAGUAUUUGACCCCAGGUCAGAAAGAAAUCAACCUUUAAAUCCACAUUGGUUUCAGAUUUCUGCAGUAAUACCUGUGUCAAAUGUUCCAAAUCAAGAUGAUGUUGUGGUGCUAUAUUGUGACAUCAUCUGGCAUCCAUAUACAUUGCAGUGUGGUACAUGGUAUAAAAUAAUAUGAGAUGAUAUGACAUUUUCCCACACAGACGAGGACUUCUCAGUAAUCCAGCAGGAGAUCGUCAUCGUGAAGAGCUGCAAGCACCGCAACAUUGUGGCCUAUUAUGGCAGCUAUAUACGGUGAGUGGGCACUGAGCAGGCCCUCCCACACACAGCCACAUAUCAUACACUAGUUGGAAUGGGAUGAUACAGACUAAUUGGGAAUAUUAUCAGUUGUGAUCAUGAAAAUGUUACUGGGAGAAUAAACCUUUAAUAUGACAGAUGUGUGUGUGACAUGCGUGUGUUUCCAGGGCUAACAAGCUGUCGAUCUGCAUGGAGUUCUGUGGAGGAGGCUCACUCCAGGACGUCUACCAUGGUGUGUGUGUGUGUGUGUGUGUGUGUGUGUGUGUGUGUGUGUGUGUGUGUGUGUGUGUGUGUGUGUGUGUGUGUCAGCUUAAGUUGAUUUGUGAUGCAUCUCUUUAACUGAGAAAAGUUUGAAAAAACUCUGAGGAGGAAGGUGAAAAUAUUAGACAAACAAAAAGCGAGAGGUGAUCUACAGUAUGUGUGAAUGAAGGAGAAAUAAAGGAGUUUGAUCAGGCUUUGAAUACAGAUCAGACUCACAACCAGCAGGGUUUACUCUGUGAAGUACCUCUGGCAGGAAGUUAUGUAAUGUUAUGAUGUGCUCAAACACAGGGACACUCUUAAAGGUCACUUACACUCUUAGAAAACAAGGUGCUAUCUAGAACCUAAAAGAACCUUUGGCUGUCCCCAUAGGAGAACCUUUUGAAUAACAAUUUUUGGUUCCAGGUAGAACUCUUUUGAGUUCCAUGUAGAACCCUUUCCACAGAGAGUUCUACGUGGUAUCCAAAAGGGUUCUACCUGGAACCAAAAAGGGUUAUCCUAUGGGACAGCCAAAGAACCCUUUUGGAACCCUUUUUUCAAAGAGUAUCACCAUUGACCAUUACACUGCAAAACCCCUCCACCCAAAACAUAUUCUGCAUUUGCCUAUUUUUAUAGAUUUGAGUGAUCAUAAGUUACUCAUCAUUAUCGACUGCAGUGCUUCUUAAGACAUUUGUCACUUCGUCCUCUAGAGAAAUGUGUGUGUGUGUGUGUCUGUGUGUGUGGGUGGGUCAGCUGGAGCAGAUUACGAUCUACAACUGUAAGUUUAUAAAACAGCGUCCUACUUCACACCCCCUCUUCUCUCCCUUUAGUGACCGGGCCUCUCUCUGAGCUUCAGAUUGCAUUUGUCUGCAGGGAGAUGUUGCAGGUUAGACCACUCAUAUCACACAUUACAAUAUAGCAUGUAUAACAUGUCACUUGGCUGUUAUAGGUAAUAGUUUUGAUAUCUCCAGCUUUGAUAUCAACAUGUAACAGUGUACUAACUGUCUACCUGCAGGGUCUGGAUUAUUUACAUGGCCAGAAGAAGAUUCACAGAGAUAUAAAGGUGAGAUGACCAGGUUUGACUCCCUAAUCUGCUGGGAUGAGUUAUGCCUCUAAAAUUGUUAUGAAUGGCACAUAGGGGCAGGAGCCUAUCUCCUGUUUCAAUAGCAUGAGACAACUUGAUGUACUAGUACACCUCCUAGACAGGACGCUAGUCUGUCGCUAUGGGCCAUUCUGGCUCAGACAAGGCUUGCUUUAAGUUAUGAUGCAAUGUUUGUUGUGUUUUCCUGCUGUCCAGACAGCAUAUACUGUACACAGUGCUCUGUCGUGAUCGCUUGUGUCUCAUCUUCCUGUUGUCCAGGGUGCCAACAUCCUUCUGAAUGACCAAGGAGAGGUGAAGCUAGGUGUGUGACUGUGAAGCCCUAAUACACUCAUCAGGCAGUAAAUAACAUUCAUUUCUGUCCUCACAUAUUAAAUAAGUGACAUAUUUAUCGUCUGGCUGUUUAGCGGACUUUGGGAUUUCGGCACAGAUCACGGCUACUCUGGCACGGCGGAUGUCCUUCAUCGGGACUCCUUACUGGUGAGGUUUAAGGUCAAAUGAGUUCCCUCCCUGUGGCUCUUCUUGAGGUUGUAUCUGAUAUCAGAUGCUCUUGAUGUUGAUAGUAGCAGUUGCUGUUGUCCGUGUCUUUCAGGAUGGCGCCAGAGGUGGCUGCCGUGGAGAUAAAGGGGGGUUACAAUGAGCUGUGUGACGUGUGGUCUGUGGGAAUCACUGCAAUCGAGCUGGCUGAGCUGCAGCCUCCCUUUUUCGAUGUGCACCCACUACGGUAAUCACACACACACAAAUCAUUCCUCUCAACCCCCCCCCCCCCCCACCCCCCCUUACAUUCACACUCCCCGUAGAAAUAAUCAAGACUUUCCUCCUACCACACCCCCUCAUGUUCCAGUUGUAUAUACAUUCAUGCAUGCCGUUAACCAAUUACCCACAUGCCUACCCCCACUUUUUAAAAUUUAAUUUCACCUUUAUUUAUACAGGUAAGUUGAUUAAGAACUAAUUCUUAUUUACAAUGAUGACCUGUGACGACAUACAAACACACAAAAACACACACACAGACAGACCGACACACAGAAACCUCACAUCAAAGUCUUGUCUUUUCUCAGGGUGCUGUUCCUCAUGUCCAAAAGUGGCUACCAGCCUCCUAAACUAAAGGAAAAGGCCAAAUGGUAUGCAGUAAGACCAUUACUACCCGCUUGAGCUGUGGCAAUGAUACCUGUAUUCUUUAAUUCAGUCAAUUCAUCUACAGUCUGUAAUAUGCAGUUGGUAUUUUCUUCUACCAAUUUCAUGUUAGGUCCUCGAUUUUCUAUAACUUUGUCAAGGCGAUGCUGAUCAGGAACACUAAGAAGAGACCCAGUGCCUCAAAGAUGCUGACAGUGAGUAAACCUCAAGAAACUCAGAGAAUAUAUCUUCUCUGCUAGAUCUCACUCACUCACCCACCUCUCCUCUUUCUCCUUCCCUCACCUUUCCUAAAAAUGCCCUAGCUAGAAUAGUGAAAGUGGGAAGUAAGAUCACGGGAGUCCAGCAGAGUAGUCUGUCAGACCUGUACAACAGACAAAUGGUGAGGAAGGCAGAAUCCAUCCUGUCUGACUGUGCCCACCCCCUACAACAUUUACAUUUACAUUUUAGUCAUUUAGCAGACGCUCUUAUCCAGAGCGACUUACAGUUAGUGAGUGCAUUCAUUAUUGUUUUAUUUUUUCAUACUGGCCCCCCGUGGGAAACGAACCCACAACCCUGGCGUUGCAAACGCCAUGCUCUACCAACUGAGCUACAUCCCUGCCGGCCAUUCCCUCCCCUACCCUGGACGACGCUGGGCCAAUUGUGCGCCGCCCCAUGGGUCUCCCGGUCGCGGCCGGCUACGACAGAGCCUGGAUUCGGGAGUACUGUUUCAAUUAUGAUUAACUUCUAAAUUACACUGCUAUCGCCAAAUGCACAGAGCACAAAAAUAUCAAAAUGUAUUUCUCCACCAAGUCAGCCUCGUUUAGGCCCAUGAGUUCCAGGUCCUACCCUGUGGCUCCCAGUUUAGAUUCCCCACUGUUAAGACUAACCGGUACAAGCACUCCCUUACCCUUAUGGCCCUUUUCAAUACAGGGAAGUGAAGGAGGUAAGGCUAGGAAUGAUGAUGAUUUUGAGGAUGACGAUGGUAAUAUGUUGAUGAUGGUAGUGUUGAAGUUGAUGUUUUUUAGUUUUUGUCAGCACAUUGUUGAUAUGUUGUUGACGAGAUGAUCAAAAAAUGCACUGAGCACUUUACUUAUUAGGCAACUUUGGCUUGCUAUACGUUGUGCUGCUGCUAAUGUUGACCACUAGUAGACCUACUGUAUACACUGACUAUACCAAACAUUAAGAACACCUCCUAAUAUUGAGUUGCACCCCCUUUUGACCUCAGAACAGCCUCAAUUCUUCAGGGCAAGGUGUCGAAAGUGUUCCACAGGGAUGCUGGCCCAUGUUGACUCCAAUGCUUCCCACAGUUGUGUCAAGUUGGCUGGAUGUCCUUUGGGGGGGUGGACCAUUCUUGAUACACACCGGAAACUGUUGAGCGUGAAAAACCCAGCAGCAUUGCAGUUCUUGACACAAACCGGUGCGCCUGGUACCCACUACCAUACCCCGUUCAAAGGCAUUUAAAUAUUUUGUCUGGCCCAUUCACCCUCUCAAUGGCACACAUACGCAAUCCAUGUCUCAAUUGUCUCAAGGCCUAAAAAUCCUUCUUUAACCUGUCUCCUUGUGACGAGUACUGGGGAUACGAAGAGGCAGGAUGCAGAUGCAGGAAUAAACAAGGAUAAAGGUUUACUUAACAAUGAGAAAGAGAAUAACAAAGAGCGAGUAAACGACACGACGCUAACAAUUACACACAACAAUGACUGAACAGUCCAGUGGUGGUGAUGAAAUGAGGUGCAGGUGCGCUGGAGGUGAUUAGGGUACGUUGGGUUUCCAUUCCUGUGUUGCCGAGGUGGUGCGCUCAGACCGGUGGCUCAGUAGACUGGCGAAUCAGAGCGCCGGAGGGGAGCGAAUUAGGUUGGGGUCCAGAACGUCUCCAGCCGGAACCCAGCUCCUCUCCUCAGGGCCAUACCCCUCCCAGUCGACCAGGUAACGGAGCCAUCCCCCACGGAACCUGGAGUCCAGCAGGUCCCUCACAGCAUACGCCGGACUCCCGUCAAUGUCCAGGGGCGGAGGGGGCGUACCCCGGGGAACGGCAUCCGCCAGAGGACCAGGAACCACCGGCCUGAGGAGAGACACAUGAAAAGAGGUGAGACACGGUAGUGAGGGGGAAGGAGCAGCCGGUACGACACCUCAUUAAUCCGCCGGAGGACCUUAAACGGCCCCACAAACCGGGGGCUCAGUUUCUUGCAGGGCAGGCGGAGAGGGAGGUUUCGAGUGGACAGCCAGACACGAUCACCAGGCUGGAAUACGGGAGCCUCACUGCGGUGGCGGUCUGCUUGGUCCUGCCGACGAAUGGCCCUCUGGAGAUGGACAUGGGCGGAUUCCCAGACCUGUCCAGCCCUGCGGAACCAUUCGUCGACAGCGGGCGCAUCGUUCUGGCUGGGUGUCCAAGGGGCCAGGGCUGGCUGGUACCCCAGGACGCAUUGGAAGGGAGUGAGCCCCAUGGAGGAGUGAACGAGGGAGUUCUGGGCAUAUUCUUCCCAGGGAAGAAACCUCGCCCACUCACCCUGCCGGUCCUGACAGUGGCAACGAAGAAACCUCCCCAGCUCCUGGUUCAUGUGCUCCACCUGCCCAUUUGACUGAGGCCUAUACCCGGAAGUGAGGCUGGCCGUGGUCCUGAUCUUCUCCUGGAAAGCCUUCCACACUCGGGAGGUGAAUUGGGGGCCAUGGUCCGAGACGAUGUCCUCCGGAAGUCCAUAGUGCCGGAAGACCUAUUAGAACAGGACCUCAGCGACCUGGAGAGCAGAAGGAAGAGCAGUUAGUGGCAAAAAACGGCAUGAUUUUGAGAACCGAUCUACGACCACCAUGACUGUGGUGAAGCCGUCAGAACGUGGGAGGUCGGUGACAAAGUCUAUGGACAGGUGUGACCAAGGUCGCUGAGGCACUGGUAGAUGAACUAGUUUGCCUGCCGGGGCGUUCCGAGGUGUCUUCGUUUGGGAACAUAUGGAACAGGAGUUGACAUAGCGAGAGACAUCAGUAGCCAAGGUGGGCCACCAGUAUUUUUGUGAUAGAGAAUGCAGAGAAUGCAGGGUGCGCGUAAUACCGGAGUGCCCUGCCAUAAGGGUGGUGUGCGCCCAGAUCAGCAGGCGGUCACGGACACUGGUGGGUACAUAUACGUGCCCUGGAGGGGCGUUGGCAGGCGCUGGGUCCUCCUGAGCCGCCAGGCGGAUGUCUUCGUCCACAUCCCAAACGACAGGUGCAACAAUGAGAGAUGGGGGCAGGAUAGGACCCCCCCAGAUCCUUCCUUUCUCCGGUAUGGUGCAUCCUGGAGAGUGCGUUGGCUUUCACAUUCUGGGAUCCUGGGCGGUAGGACAGAAUUAACUGAAAGCGAGUAAGAAAUUGGGCCCACCUGGCUUGAAGAGAGUUCAUCCGUUUCGCUGCCCAUAUGUACUCCAAAUUCCGGUGGUCAGUAAGAAUCCGGAAUGGAUGGACUGCACCCUCCAGCCAGUGUCUCCAUUCCUCCAGAGCGAGGACCACCGCCAACAGCUCCUGGUCUCCAACUCCAUAGUUCCUCUCUGCGGGGGUAAGCUUUUUAGAGAAAAAGGCACAGGGAUACAUUUUCUCUGGCUUACCUUGCUGCUGGGAGAGGACCGCACCCACGUCCUCCUCAGAUGCGUCCACCUCCAGGAUGAAAGGUCAAGAUGGAUCUGGGUGUUUUAGGAUGGGCGCUGUGGUGAACCUUCUCCUUCAGCCUCUUGAAGACAGUGUCAGCCUCAGGGUUCCAGGCCAACUUCUGAGGCCCACCCUUAAGGAGAGAGGUGAGCGGGGCAGCUAUGGAGCUGAAGGACCUGAUGAAACACCAGUAGAAAUUGACGAAGCCCAGGAAGCUCUGUAGGCCCUUGAUGGUGGUGGGGACUGGCCAUGACCUGACGGCGUCCGUCUUCUCUCUUUCCAUGAACACCCCCUGAGGACUGAUCCUGUAUCCCAGGAAGGAGAUGGCCUGUUGGUGGAAUUUGCAAUUCACCCCCUUCACCAACAGGCUGUGUUCCCGGAGGCGGAGUAGGCCAGAUCUGACGUCCCUGACGUGCUCCUAGAACGUAGCCGAGUACAUCAGGAUAUCAUCGAUGUACACCACCACCUGUCUACUCAGCAUGUCUCGGAACAACACGUCAUUGACGAAGGACUGGAACACAGAAGGUGCGUUGGCGAGGCCGUAGGGCAUGACGCAGUAUUCAUAGUGGCCUAAGGUAGUGCUGAAUGCGGUCUUCCACUCGUCUCCUUCCCGGAUUCGGAUCAGGUUGUAGGCACUCCUCAGGUCCAACUUGGUAAAGUACCGGGCCCCUCGUAGCUGCUCGAUGGCCGAUGGAACCAGAGGGAGGGGGUACCGGUACUUGGUGGUGACUUUGUUCAGCCCCCUGUAGUCAAUGCACGGCCUCAGUCCUCCGUCUUUUUUGGCCACGAAGAAGAAACUGACGGAGGCAGGAGAGGUAGAGCGUCUGAUGAACCCCUGUUUCAGGGUCUCCGCAACAUACUUCUCCAUGGCCACAGUCUCCGCCAUGGAAAGGGAGUAAAUGCGACUCGGCGGGGGGUGUUGUCCCCCCAGCAGGUCAAUGGCGCAGUCCCAGGGCCUGUGAGGAGGGAGACACCUAGCCUUUGAUGAAGAGAAGACAUUGGAGAGAUCUGCGUACUCACGUGGAAUGUUGGGCUGGAGGGCGGACUCCGGACUCUCCACUGACGUGGAACAACAAACCACCGGCAGGCAGGUCUUCCGGCAUGAGGUGGACCAGGCUGGGAUCCUCUUGGUGAUGCAAUUGAUGGUGGGGUUGUGUAGUCUGUGCCAGGGCAAUCCCAAGACGAUCCGGUGAAGGGGUGACGUGACGAUGUGGAAUGACAGCUCCUCGUGGUGCUCCGGUAGUGUGGGAAUGGUGAUGGUGAUGGGGAGAGGGACGUGCGUAAUGGUGCCUGAUCAAAUCAAAUCAAAUCGUAUUUGUCACAUACACGUGUUUAGCAGAUGUUAUAGCGGGUGUAGUGAAAUGCUUGUGCUUCUAGCUCCGACAGUGCAGUAAUAUCUAACAAGUAAUAUCUAACAAUUUCACAACAUAUACCCGAUACACACAAAGCUAGUGAGGAAUGGGAUUUAAGAAUAUAUACAUAUAUGGACAAGCAAUUACAGAGCGGCAUGGACUAAGAUACAGUAGAAUAUUAUAGAAUAGAAUGCAGUAUAUACAUAUGAGAUGAGUAGUGCAAGAUAUGUAAACAUUAUUAAAGUGACUAGUGUUCCAUUCCUUCGUGUGGCAGUGAUUUCAAUAGGCAACAGCAGCCUCUAAUGUGCUAGUGAUGGCUAUUUAACAGUCUGAAGGCCUUGAGAUAGAAGCUGUUUUUCAUUCUCUCGGUCCUAGCUUUGAUGCACCUGUACUGACCUCGCCUUCUGGAUGAUAGCGGGGUGAACAGGCAGUGGCUCGUGUGGUUGAUGUCCUUGAUGAUCUUUUUGGCCUUCCUGUGACAUCGGGUGCUGUAUGUGUCUUGGAGGGUGGGUAGUUUGCCCCCGGUAAUGCGUUCGGCAGACCGCACCACCCUCUGGAGAGCCCUGCGAUUGUGGGCAGUGCAGUUGCCGUACCAGGCGGUGAUACAGCCCGACAGGAUGCUCUCAAUUGUGCAUCUGUAAAAGUUUGUGAGGGUUUUAGGUGCUAUGCCGAAUUUCUUCAGCCUCCUGAGGUUGAAGAGGCUCUGUUGCGCCUUCUUCACCACACUGUCUGCGUGGGUGGACCAUUUCAGUUUGUCGGUGAUGUGUAUGCCAAGGAACUUGAAGCUUUCCACCUUCUUCACUGCGGUCCCGUCGAUGUGAAUAGGGGGGUGCACCCUCUGCUGUUUCCUGAAGUCCACGAUCAUCUCCUUUGUUUUGUUGAUGUUGAGUGAGAGGUUAUUUUCCUGGAAGCACACUCCCAGAGCCCUCACCUCCUCCCUGUAGGCGGUCUCGUCAUUGUUGGUAAUAAAGCCUACUGCUGUUGUGUCGUCUGCAAACUUUGAUUGAGUUGGAGGCGUGCUUGGCCAUGCAGUCAUGCAGUCAUGGGUGAACAGGGAGUACAGGAGGGGGCUGAGGACGCACCCUUGUGGGGCCCCAGUGUUGAGGAUCAGCAAAGUGGAGAUGUUGUUUCCUACCUUCACCACCUGGGGGUGGCCCGUCAGGAAGUCCAGGACCCAGUUGCACAGGGCGGGGUUCAGACCCAAUCUUGAAGCGUGGAUUCCGAUUGGUCAGACCAGCGUUGAAUAGUCCUUAGCACGGGUACUUCCUGUUUGAGUUUCUGCCUAUAGGAAGGGAGAAGCAAAAUGCAGUCGUGGUCAGAUUUGCCGAAAAGAGGGCGGAGGAGGGCCUUAUAACCAUCCCGGAAGUUCGAAUAGCAAUGGUUGAGGAUUUUGGCAGCGCGAGUACAACAGUCGAUAUGUUGAUAGAACUUCGGCAGCCUAGUCCUCAAAUUUGCUUUGUUAGAAUCCCCGGCUACAAUAAAUGCAGCCUCAGGAUAUGUGGUUUCCAGUUUGCAUAAGGUCCAGUGAAGUUCUUUGAGGGCCGUCAUGGUAUCGGCUUGAGGGGAGAUAUACACGACCGUGACUAUAACCGAAGAAAAUUAUCUUGGGAGAUAAUACGGUCGGCAUUUGAUUGUGAGAUAUUCUAGGUCGGGUGAACAGAAGGACUCAAGUUCCUGUAUGUUACUACAAUUACACCAUGAGUCGUUAAACAUGAAACACACACCUCCGCCGUUCUGCUUCCCAGAGAGAUAUUUAUUCCUCUCUGCGCGAUGAACUGAGAACCCAUCUGGCUGGACCGAUUUCGACAGAAUAUCCCAAGAGAGCCAUGUUUCUGUGAAACAGAGUAUGUUACAGGCCUUGAUGUGUCUCUGGAAAGAAAUCCUUGCCCGUAGUUCGUCGAGCUUGUUAACCAGAGACUGAACAUUAGCGAGUAGUAUACUUGGAAGCGGUGGGUGGUGUGCACGCCUCCUAAGUCGAACCAGCAGGCCGCUCUGAGUGCCUCUCCUCUGCUGGCGAUGUUUUGGGUCAGCCGCUGGAAUCAGUUCAGUUGCCCUGGGGAGAGCAAACAAAGGAUCUGCUUCGGGAAAGUCAUAUUCCUGGUCGUAAUGCUGGUGAGUUACCGCCGCUCUGAUAUCCAAUAGUUUUUCCCGGCUGUAUGUAAUGAUGCCAAACACUCAGAGCUAAUAAUGUAAAAAAUUAUACAUAAAAAACUAAAUACUGCAAAGUUUCCUAAGAGCUAGUCGCGAGGCCACCAUCUUCGUCGGCGCCAGGUAGUGUAAGUGAUCCAAGUGGUUUAUUGUCCAGCGAGGAAGGCAGUGGCACGGUGGGCAACCAGAGACCAGGUCCCUAUCUAUAAGGUUCCCCGCUGAUCCGGAAUCUAUCAUUGCAGUGGAAAUUGGAAGAGAAGGAAUAACCAGUCACCGUUAUGGGAACUAAAAACAAUGGUUUUGUGAUAGGAGAUGAUGUAACACUCACGGAGCGGUGACGGGAGUCAUACCGCCUAGAUUGGGAGCCGCAAUGAGAUCUGUGGUCAUCUAGGGGGUGCUGCCCACCUCCAUGGGUGAGGACUCGGAGGUAGGGCGGCUUCCAUAGCUCAGAUGGGGUGAGCGUCGAGGCUCCGGGAGGUGUUGGGCACACCGUCUGUCUCUCAACAUGUCGUCAAGAUGGUUGGACGUGGCGAUGACGGUAUCAAGGUCCAUCUCGUCGUCCCAACAUGCGAGUACCGUCUUGAUGUCCUCCCGUAAGCCUCUCCUGAAGGCCGUGCGCAGAGCAUGCUCAUUCCAGCCGGAAGACGCCGCCACCGCGCGAAAGCUCAGCGUAUACUUGGACGCGGGCCCCUCUCCCUGUUGUAGCUGGAGGAGACACUCACCCCCGUCCUUUCCCUCCGUGGGAUGAUCAAACACCGCCCUGAACCAAGCGAAGAAGGUGGAGUAGGGAAGCGCCACGGCCUCUCCUCCUUCCCAGACUGCGUGGCCCAAUCCAGCGCCUUUCCUUUAAGUAGCGAAAUCACCAGCGCUAUCCUGGCUUGGUCAGAUGGAUAUGCCCCAGGCUGACGCGCCAGAUAAAGUGAAACCUGUAGCAGGAAGCCGCUACAUUUAGUAGCGUUACCGUCAUAGCGCUCCGGUAGGGUGAGGGGUACCUCAGAAGUUGGUGAUAGCACGGGAACAGGUGGACUGGGUGCACUCGCCGCUCCCUGAGGUGGAACCGGAGCGCUGGGCAGAUUAUGCAGAGUUUGGAGCACUUCCUACAUGGCGGCAUUCAACUGGGCAAGCUGCUGCUGGUGCUGGUCGAGGCACUGGGAAACUCCAGGAGGAUUACCUGUUGCAUCCAUUUUCGUGAGAGGUGUGUAAUUCUGUGACGAGUACUGAGGAUACGAAGAGGCAGGACGCAGACGCAGGAAUAAACAAGGAUAAAGGUUUACUUAACAAUGAGAAAGAGAAUAACAAAGAACGCGUAAACGACACGACGCUAACAGUUACACACAACAAUGACUGAACAGUCCAGGGCUAUAUAGUGGUGGUGAUGAGAUGAUGAGGUGUAGGUGCGCUGGAGGUGAUUAGGGUGCAUUGGGUUUCCAUUCCUGUGUUGCCGAGGUGGUGCGCUCAGACCGGUGGCUCAGUGGACCGGCGAAUCAGAGCGCCGGAGGGGAGCAACGGGAGGAGACGUGACACUCCUCCCCUUCAUCUACACUGAUUGAAGUGGAUUUAACAAGUGACGUCAAUAAGGGAUCAUAGCUUUCACCUGGAUUUACCUGGUCAGCCUAUGUACACUCAGUGUAUGUGUCUAUUAAUGGCUGUAAGUCCUAUGACUUCAUGUACUAGCCCAUUGUAUUUACUACAACUGUGUGUCAAUGUGAUCCUUGUGGAUUUUAUAUGUUCAAUGUUGUUUUUAUGCUCCAAUUGCCUUCUUGCCCAGUCUGGGAGAGAUAAAGUUGAAACUUGAGUUUGUCUAUUCAUCUCUUGUAAUCACUUUACUCCUUUUUCUCUCCCUGAUUCCCCCCCCCUCUCUCGCUCUCUCUCUCUCUGUCCUGCAGCACCUGUUUCUGACCCAGCCGUGUCUGAGACAGGAUCUGAUCUUGGAUCUGCUGGAGAAGCUGCAUCACCCUGAGAAACUGAAGCCCUGCCUGCCGUCUGAGGAGGAGGACGUGGAGGUCAGAGCAUCACACACAUACCCUCUACAAUCAAACACACACACACACACAAACACACACACACCGUAAUGUAAUAUAGUAACAGACCUUGUCUACACAAUACACAUGAAUGAUACAGAUCAAUACACAUGAUCACACAAUGUAAAAGAUAUGUAAAAUGUAAGAAUGCAAUACUCAUGGCUAUAUGAUGAUAUCUCCUAAAGGUUGUGGUACCAGGCUCCUUGAGAAGGAUUCACUCCAUUAACAGACACAACCAGGCAGAGAGAACCAACUCCGACAUCAGCUGUGAGAAAUAUAUAUAUUUGAUUUCAUUUGUGAACCUGUCCAGGAAAUGUUAUCGGUUGUAUAUACAGUGCAUUCGGAAAGUAUUCAGACUCCUUUGCUUUUUCCACAUUUUGUUACGUUACAGCCUUAUUCUUAAAUUAAUUAAAUAAAUAAAAAUCCUCUACAAUCUACACACAAUACCCCAUAAUGAUGAAAACAUGUUUUUAGAAAUGUUUGCUAAUUUAUUAAAAAUAAAGAACAGAAAUACCUUGUUUACAUAAGUAUUCAGACCCUUUGCUGUGAGACUCGAAAUUGAGCUCAGGUGCAUUCUGUUUCCAUUGAUCAUCCUUGAGAUGUUUCUACAACUUGAUUGGAGUCCACUUGUGGUAAAUUCAAUUGAUUGAACAUGAUUUGGAAAGGCACACGCCUGUCUAUAUAAGGUCCCACAGUUGACAGUGCAUGUCAGAGCAAAAGCCAAGCCAUGAGGUUGAAGGAAUUGUCCAUAUAGCUCCGAGACAGGAUUGUGUCGAGGCACAGAUCUAGGGAAGGGUACCAAAAAAUGUCUGCAGCAUUGAAGGUCCCCAAGGACAUAGUGGCCACCAUUAUUCUUAAAGGGAAAAAGUUUAGAACCACCAAGACUCUUCCUAGAGCUGGCCGCCUGGCCAAACUGAGCAAUCGGGUGAGAAGGGUCUUGGUCAGGGAGGUGACCAAGAACCUGAUGGUCACUCUGACAGAGCUCCAGAGUUCCUAUGUAGAGAUGGGAGAACCUUCCAGAAGGACAACCAUCUCUGCAGUACUCCACCAACCAGACGGAAGCCACUACUCAGUAAAAGGCACAUGACGGACUGCUUGGAGUUUGCCAAAAGACACCUAAAGGACUCUCAGACCAUGAGAAACAAGAUGCUCUGGUCUGAUGAAACUAAGAUUGAACUCUUUGGCCUGAAUGCCAAGCGUCAUGUCUGGAGGUAACCUGGCACCAUCCCUACGGUGAAGCAUGGUGGUGGCAGCAUCAUGCUGUGGGGAUGUUUUUCAGCAGCAGGGAGACUAGUCAGGAUCAAGGGAAAGAUGAAUGGCGCAAAGUACAGAGAGAUCCUUGAUGAAAACCUGCUCCAGAGCGCUCAGGACCUCAGACUGGGGCAAAGGUUCACCUUCCAACAGGACAAUGACACAGGAGUGGCUUUGGGACAAGUCUCUGAAUGUCCUUGAGUGGCCCAGCCAGAGCCCAGUCUUGAACCCGAUCGAACAUCUCUGGAGAGACCUGGAAAUAGCUGUGCAGCGACGCUCCCCAUCGAACCUGACAGAGCUUGAGAGGAUCUGCAGAGAAGAAUGGGAGAUACUCCCCAAAUACAGGUGUGCCAAGCUUGUAGCGUCAUACCCAAGAAGACACAAGGCUAUAAUCGCUGCCAAAUGUGCUUCAAUAAAGUAUUGAGUAAAGGGUCUGAAUACUUAUGUAAAUGUGAUAUUUCCGUUAAAAAAUAAAAUAAUUUAUUAGCAAACAUUUCUAAAAACCUGUUUUUGCUUUGUCAUUAUGGGGUAUUGUGUGUAGAUCGAUGUGGAGAAAAAAAAACAUUUAAUCCAUUUUAGAAUAAGGCUGUAACGUAAUAAAAUGUGGAAAAAGUAAAGGGGUCUGAAUACUUUCGCAAUGCACUGUACAUGUGUAACUAAUCAUUGGAUUGGUGUGUGUCUGUGUGUGUGUCUGUUUGUGUGUGUGUGUUAUCAGUGGAGCAGCUCUACACCAGGAGGCCAGUAAAGACAGCCUCACCAGAAGCAACGGUAAGUGUGUGUGUGUAUGAGUGUGUCCAUGUGUGUACCUGUGGUGGUAUCCAUGCCUGCGUACCACUGUGCUUUCUAGUGUGUAUACAGAUGUAGGCCUGUGUAUCUUAUUGAUCAGAAUCUUCUGUCAUUGUCUUUCUGUACUUCAGGUACGACCUACAGUACAGUGUCGCACACUGGGAUCCACUGGCAGCGACAAGAGCCUAAUCAGGUAUGCGGAUUACUGCUUAGAAUGCCAAUAACACACUGACUGAUGGCUCCAUCAUCGCCAAGUCUUCCACUUACAGGACAAAUGAUCCAAUGAGCCAUGAGAAGGCCACUGUUGACUACCGAUCUUAUCUGGCACUGUGUUGAUCUCUUUCCCUUUCUCUCUUUCCCAUAGAGACCAAUGCAUGGACUCAGAUGAUGACUAUGAUGACGUGGACAUGUAAUCAUGAUUCACAGUUGAUUAUUAAUUCAUCAAUUUAUUGAAAUGUCUUCAGUUGUACAUUUGUCUGAGUUUUGACAACCCUCUCUCUCUCUUCUCUCUAUCUUCUUUCCACAGUCCCACCAUCUGCCCCAGAAGGUAAGCAAUCCUACUGAGACAUACUUCACCCAUUCACUCUGAUCUGUAUUUCUGGGCCCAUAUUCAUAGUCCCAGAGUAGUGGUGCUGAUUGAUCAGCACCCCCUCUCUUAUCCAUUAUGAUAAAACUGAUCCUAGAUUAGCACUCUGAGACACUUUGUGAAUACAGGUUUGGAUGUACACACUUAGAAAGAAGGGUUCCAAAAGGGUUCUUCGGCUGUCCCUAUAGGAUAACCCUUUUUGUAAAGGGUUCUAGGUGGAACCAAAAAGGGUUCUUCAAAGGGUUUUCCUAUGACGAAUAACCUUUUUUUUCUAAGAGCGUACUGUAUUUCUCGAGUCGAUGGACUACUCUCAACAUCAUUGUCUUUACCAUUGUUAGGUUCUGAACAAACGGAGUAAAAACUCACGAACAACUAGUAAAAAGUUCAAAUCAAGUUUAUUCACCCACUGGGUCAAACAGCUGUCUUAUACCAGUGUCACGCUUCACAUAACACACAUAACCAAAAUGAUUCACGGUUGUCUUCCUAUUUCCACAUAAUCAAAUCAAAUCAAAUCAAAUCAAAUUUUAUUGGUCACAUGCGCCGAAUACAACAGGUGCAGACAUUACAGUGAAAUGCUUACUUACAGCCCUUAACCAACAGUGCAUUUAUUUUUAACAAAAAAAGUAAAAAUAAAACAACAAAAAAAGUGUUGAGAAAAAAAGAGCAGAAGUAAAAUAAAAUAACAGUAGGGAGCCUAUAUAUACAGGGGGGUACCGGUGCAGAGUCAAUGUGCGGGGGCACCGGCUAGUUGAGAUGGUUGAAGUAAUAUGUACAUGUGGGUAGAGUUAAAGUGACUAUGCAUAAAUAAUUAACAGAGUAGCACCAGCGUAAAAAGGAUGGGGUGGGGGGGCAGUGCAAAUAGUCCGGGUAGCCAUGAUUAGCUGUUCAGGAGUCUUAUGGCUUGGGGGUAGAAGCUGUUGAGAAGUAUUUUGGACCUAGACUUGGCACUCCGGUACCGCUUGCCGUGUGGUAGCAGGGAGAACAGUCUAUGACUAGGGUGGCUGGAGUCUUUGACAAUUUUGAGGGCCUUCCUCUGACACCGCCUGGUAUAGAGGUCCUGGAUGGCAGGAAGCUUGGCCCCAGUGAUGUACUGGGCCGUACGCACUACCCUCUGUAGUGCCUUGCGGUCGGAGGCCAAGCAGUUGCCAUACCAGGCGGUGAUGCAACCAGUCAGGAUGCUCUCGAUGGUGCAGCUGUAGAAUUUUUUGAGGAUCUGAGGACCCAUGCCAAAUUUUUUCAGUCUCCUGAGGGGGAAUAGGCUUUGUCGUGCCCUCUUCACGACUGUCUUGGUGUGUUUGGACCAUGAUAGUUCGUUGGUGAUGUGGACACCAAGGAACUUGAAGCUCUCAACCUGUUCCACUACAGCCCCGUCGAUGAGAAUGGGGGCGUGCUCAGUCCUCUUUUUUUUCCUGUAGUCCACAAUCAUCUCCUUUGUCUUGGUCACGUUGAGGGAGAGGUUGUUGUCCUGGCACCACACGGCCAGGUCUCUGACCUCCUCCCUAUAGGCUGUCUCAUCGUUGUCGGUGAUCAGGCCUACCACUGUUGUGUCGUCGGCAAACUUAAUGAUGGUGUUGGAGUCGUGCCUGGCCAUGCAGUCAUGGGUGAACAGAGAGUACAGGAGGGGACUGAGCACGCACCCCUGAGGGGCCCCCGUGUUGAGGAUCAGUGUGGCAGAUGUGUUGUUACCUACCCUUACCACCUGGGGGCGGCCCGUCAGGAAGUCCAGGAUCCAGUUGCAGAGGGAGGUGUUUAGUCCCAGGAUCCUUAGCUUAGUGAUGAGCUUAGAGGGCACUAUGGUGUUGAAUGCUGAGCUGUAGUCAAUGAAUAGCAUUCUCACGUAGGUGUUCCUCUUGUCCAGGUGGGAAAGGGUAGUGUGGAGUGCAAUAGAGAUUGCAUCAUCUGUGGAUCUGUUGGGGCGGUAUGCAAAUUGGAGUGGGUCUAGGGUUUCUGGGAUAAUGCUGUUGAUGUGAGCCAUGACCAGCCUUUCAAAGCACUUCAUGGCUACAGACGUCAGUGCUACGGGUCGGUAGUCAUUUAGGCAGGUUAUCUUAGAGUCCUUGGGCACGGGGACUAUGGUGGUCUGCUUGAAACAUGUUGGUAUUACAGACUCAGUCAGGGACAUGUUGACAAUGUCAGUGAAGACACUUGCCAGUUGGUCAGCACAUGCUCGGAGUACACGUCCUGGUAAUCCGUCUGGCCCUGCUGCCUUGUAAAUGUUGACCUGCUUAAAAGUCUUACUCACAUCGGCUACGGAGAGCGUGAUCACAUAGUCAUCCGGAACAGCUGGUGCUCUCAUGCAUGCUUCAGUGUUGCUUGCCUCGAAGCGAGCAUAGAAGUGGUUUAGCUCGUCUGGUAGGCUUGUGUCACUGGGCAGCUCGCGGCUGUGCUUCCCUUUGUAGUCUGUAAUAGUUUUCAAGCCCUGCCACAUCCGACGAGCGUCAGAGCCAGUGUAGUACGAUUCAAUCUUAGCCCUGUAUUGACUCUUUGCCUGUUUGAUAGUUCGUCGGAGGGCAUAGCGGGAUUUCUUAUAAGCGUCCGGGUUAGAGUCCCGUUCCUUGAAAGCGGCAGCUCUACCCUUUAGCUCAGUGCGGAUGUUUCCUGUAAUCCAUGGCUUCUGGUUGGGGUAUGUACGUACGGUCACUGUGGGGACGACAUCAUCGAUGCACUUAUUGAUGAAGCCAGUGACUGAUGUGGUGUACUCCUCAAUGCUGUCUGAAGAAUCCCGGAACAUGUUCCAGUCUGUGCUAGCAAAACAGUCCUGUAGCUUAGCAUCUGCGUCAUCUGACCACUUUUUUAUUAACCGAGUCACUGGUGCUUCCUGCUUUAGUUUUUGCUUAUAAGCAGGAAUCAGGAGGAUAGAGUUAUGGUCAGAUUUGCCAAAUGGAGGGCGAGGGAGAGCUUUGUAUGCGUCUCUGUGUGUGGAGUAAAGGUGGUCUAGAGUUUUUUUUCCUCUGGUUGCACAUUUAACAUGCUGGUAGAAAUUAGAUAGAACGGAUUUAAGUUUCCUUCCAUUAAAGUCCCCGGCCACUAGGAGCGCUGCAUCUGGAUGAGCGUUUUCCUGUUGAUUUAUGGCCUUGUACAACUCAUUCAGUGCAAUCUUAAUGCCAGCAUUGGUUUGUGGUGGUAAAUAGACAGCUAUGAAAAAUAUAGAUGAAAACUCUCUUGGUAAAUAGUGUGGUCUACAGCUUAUCAUAAGAUACUCUACCUCAGGCGAGCAAAACCUCGAGACUUCCUUAGUAUUUGAUUUUGUGCACCAGCUGUUGUUUACAAAUAUACACAGACCGCCACCCCUUGUCUUAUCGGAGUCAGCCGUUCUAUCCUGCCGAUGUAGCGUAUAGCCCGCUAGCUGUAUGUUAUCAUUGUCGUCGUUCAGCCACGACUCGGUGAAACAUAGGAUAUUACAGUUUUUAAUGUCCCGUUGGUAGGAUAACCGUAAUCUUAGGUCAUCCAAUUUGUUAUCCAAUGAUUGAAGAUUGGCUAAUAGGAUUGAUGGAAGAGGCAGUUUACUCGCUCGCCGUCGGAUCCUUACAAGGCACCCCGAUCUACGUCCACGAUAUCUCCGUCUCUUCCUCACGCGAAUGACGGAGAUUUGGGCCUUGUCGGGUGUCUGUAUGAUAUCCUUCGUGGCCGCCUCGUUGAAGAAAAAAUCUUCGUCCAAUACGAGGUGAGUAAUCGCUGUCCUGAUAUCCAGAAGCUCUUUUUGGUUAUAAGAGAGUCACGGUUCUCCGCCCCAAAAGGGCAUAAACCAACCUCUCUCCUUAUUGCUACUGCUAAUACACAUGAAUCAUGUUCAAACAACGUUCAACUAUCUGCUUUGCUCCUCCAGAACUUAUAGACUUCUAUCACCAUCCACUGACCAUGUUUCAUCUUUAAGCACAGAUAUCCUCGGAUAUCUCCUAUUCUCCACCGAAUGCACUGGCUGCCUUUGUCCUUCUUCAUUGACUACUUCUCUACAACCUAUCAUACUAGUACACAAGCAUGACAAUUUAUCCAUACACACACACACUCUACGCCUCACGGCCACCGCGGCUGGGACUUUUGGCCACUUACGGAUCUCGCAGAGGAACACUCCCACUCAGGACCUAUCCUUACGGAACCUACCCUACACCAAAUAUUUACGACCAGUCGUUACACAAUGGGCCUACUGAAUAAACUCAGGCUUUCUAGGUCCGUAUCCUAUAAUUGUUCAGCCUACGAUCCUCAUCUCCCCAAGAUGUCAGAAUGAGUGGUAACAGGUGUAGGAACUGUGCCUACCUUGUGUUUGCUGCCAGCUCCUGUUUCUCUGAUUCGGACUCUCUAGUUCGACUGUAAAUCGUGGUGAAUCCUGCCGACAACGCCAACUGUUAGGUUCUGAAGAAAGGGAGUACAAACUCCCGGACAACUAGUAAAAAGCUCAAACCAAGUUUAUUCACCCACUGGGUCAAACAGCUGCAAAGACAAAGACAUGAUUACACAAGCACAUACAGUGGGGAGAACAAGUAUUUGAUACACUGCCGAUUUUGCAGGUUUUCCUACUUACAAAGCAUGUAGAGGUGUAUCAUAGGUACACUUCAACUGUGAGAGACGGAAUCUAAAACAAAAAUCCAGAAAAUCACAUUGUAUGAUUUUUAAGUAAUUAAUUUGCAUUUUAUUGCAUGACAUAAGUAUUUGAUCACCUACCAACCAGUAAGAAUUCCGGCUCUCACAGACCUGUUAGUUUUUCUUUAAGAAGCCCUCCUGUUCUCCACUCUUUACCUGUAUUAACUGCACCUGUUUGAACUCAUUACCUGUGUAAAAGACACCUGUCCACACACUCAAUCAAACAGACUCCAACCUCUCCACAAUGGCCAAGACCAGAGAGCUGUGUAAAAUUGUAGACCUGCACAAGGCUGGGAUGGGCUACAGGACAAUAGGCAAGCAGCUUGGUGAGAAGGCAACAACUGUUGGCGCAAUUAUUAGAAUAUUGAAGAAGUUCAAGAUGACGGUCAAUCACCCUCGGUCUGGGGCUCCAUGCAAGAUCUCACCUCGUGGGGCAUCAAUGAUCAUGAGGAAGAUGAGGGAUCAGCCCAGAACUACAGGGGAGGACCUGGUCAAUGACCUGAAGAGAGAUGGGACCACAGUCUCAAAGAAAACCAUUAGUAACACACUACGCUGUCAUGGAUUAAAAUCCUGCAGCGCACACAAGGUCCCCUUGCUCAAGCCAGCGCAUGUCCAGGCCCGUCUGAAGUUUGCCAAUGACCAUCUGGAUGAUCCAGAGGAGGAAUGGGAGAAGGUCAUGUGGUCUGAUGAGACAAAAAUAGAGCUUUUUGGUCUAAACUCCACUCGCCGUGUUUGGAGGAAGAAGAAGGAUGAGUACAACCCCAAGAACACCAUCCCAACCGUGAAGCAUGGAGGUGGGAACAUCAUUCUUUGGGGAUGCUUUUCUGCAAAGGGGACAGGACGACUGCACCGUAUUGAGGGGAGGAUGGAUGGGGCCAUGUAUUGCGAGAUCUUGGCCAACAACCUCCUUCCCUCAGUAAGAGCAUUAAAGAUGGGUCGUGGCUGGGUCUUCCAGCAUGACAACGACCCGAAACACACAGCCAGGGCAACUAAGGAGUGGCUCCGUAAGAAGCAUCUCAAGGUCCUGGAGUGGCCUAGCCAGUCUCCAGACCUGAACCCAAUAGAAAAUCUUUGGAGGGAGCUGAAAGUCCGUAUUGCCCAGCGACAGCCCCGAAACCUGAAGGAUCUGGAGAAGGUCUGUAUGGAGGAGUGGGCCAAAAUCCCCGCUGCAGUGUGUGUGUAGUGUAUCUUGUCGCUGCUGGUGCUCAUUGCUGUCAAACAAAGGAGUCCGCUCAUACUGAACCUUUGAUCAUACGUUUUAUUCAUAUCACACGAUUUCAGCAUAAGUGACGGAUGUCAUGACACCCGGAGAGCGACGUCCCCGAUUGCAAUGGUCGCUCUAACCUCUUCUUCGUCUAGCCCAUACUUAUAAACAAUGCAAAAAUAUGGGUUGCUCCCUCUGCUGUCCAAUCACCUGUCUCCCCUGGGGCGUCACCCUACAAAUGGCUACUUUUGAACUAAGAUAAACAUCCCCUCUUUGUUCCUCUAGAAUAGUCAUAAUCUUCAUAUACGACAUGUGCAAACCUGGUCAAGACCUACAGGAAACGUAUGAUCUCUGAAAUUGCAAACAAAGGUUUCUGUACCAAAUAUUAAGUUCUGCUUUUCUGAUGUAUCAAAUAAUUAUGUCAUGCAAUAAAAUGCAAAUUAAUUACUUAAAAAUCAUACAAUGUGAUUUUCUGGAUUUUUGUUUUAGAUUCCGUCUCUCACAGUUGAAGUGUACCUAUGAUAAAAAUUACAGACCUCUACAUGCUUUGUAAGUAGGAAAACCUGCAAAAUCGGCAGUGUAUCAAAUACUUGUUCUCCCCACUGUAACUGCCUUAAUCUUGCUGGACCCCAGGAAAAGUAGCUGCUUCCUUGGCAGCAGCUAAUAAAUACAAAUACAAAUACAAAUGGGACAAAACAGAUGGGGUUGGCUUAGACUGUUGACAACAUGUAAACUAUUUUAGUCUCCAAAUGAGCACUUGAUGUCUCUUAAAUACAUCGUUACAGUUGUUGGUUAGCUAGCUAGCUAAUUUUUGCCAUCCCUUACAAAAAAAGAUUGCGGUCAGAGUGCAGUAUAACUGCAGUACAACUGCAGUACGCUACAAAUACUGUGACCAAAAUAACACUUUAUUUUUACUGCAGUACUUUUGCAGUGUAACUGCAGUUACAGUGCAGUAUAACUGCAGAAUAACUGCAGUACACAGCAGUUAUUCUGCAAUUACUGUUUCCAAAAUACCACAGUGGACUGCAGUUACUGCACUUUUAUUGCAGUUUCAAAACUGCAAUCUUUUUUUGUAAGGGAUAUUAGCAUAGACAUGUCAUCAGUCAAAACACCUCAAAACAAGACAAGGUAUCAACAACAAGAUACAUUGAGCUGAAACGAGCCACCUACGAUUCCCCACAUGGCAGCUUCUUGUCAUUGUUGCUAGCUAUAUGACCGUUCAGAAUCAUAACAACAUCCACCUUCUGGCCACAUCGAUGCGCACAUCAUUUUUGUGACUUUGUCAGCCAACCCGUCUAUAUAACAGAGCUUUAUGGGAAAAGAGAUCCAAAGAUUUGGAUGAAAACAACAAUCUGAAACAACAAUUUCUGUUUUACCCUGAACAGCGAAACAAUCCCCCUAGAUGACAUCCCACCCCCACUCCCUCCUAAGGUAAACAAACAUUACAUUUUUCUAAACUAUGGCAAUUCGUUACCUCUACAUAUCCCAUGUGUCUAUGAAUAUGGUGUUGACAUAGCCUAAUUUCCAGUGCCUGACCUCAUAUAUGCCCACGCAGCCCAAAGUUUGUACCAGUUCAGAGGAGAUUGUGACAGGAGAGGACGAACGUGGCCGGACACUGCACUCCCUCUACGCCCCCUUGCCCCUCCGCCGGACCUCUAGUGGUACCCACACACGCCCUGUCCCCCGUCCACGCUCCCAGCGAAACAUCAACUCCGGUGAGUGUCAGCUCCACUCUUAUCCCUACUUGUUACCUACAGUUACCGAUGUAGGAUCUUAAUUUGAUCACCCUGUUGUCCCUUCUGAAUUGCAUACCAUGUACAGUGAAGGACCUUUGACCUAUGACAUUUACCCUGAAGAACAUCUCCAUGCUCUCUAAUGUACAGUAACAACAUGAUUGUGUCCCCUGUAGACCCUGUUUCCUUCCCAUUACACAUAACAGACAGACCAGCGGACCUCCAACCUCCUGAGCUGCCCCCCAAGAAAGACAGGAGAAGGAGACAGCCCCCCCAGGUAUGGAUGGGACCCAGAAUUAAAACAGCAUUUCAUUUUUCCUUCUGAGAGGAGGACUAGCAAAACGCAUUACUUGUUGGCUCGCAGAAAUUUGGAUAAACUGAUUCCAAUAUGCAUGUUUAGAGUAUGUCUCUGUUUUCUAUUUCAGGGUCCAGUUGAAUGUGCCAGCCCUGUGCUGAAGAAACCUCCAGUAAGUUUGUCCACCAAUCUCAUGAGUAUGUCGCUCUACAGUUUACGACAGUUACUGUAACUCUGUAUCGAUGCACUGAGACUUGCUCACACCUUUAUCUGGAACACUAUACACACACUAUGAACAAUGAGAGUGACUCCUGGGCCCGUAUUCAUAAAGCGUCUCAGAGUAGAAGUGCUGAUCUAGGAUCAGUUUAGUUUUUUUGAUCAUAAUGAAUCAGAUUAUAUAGACACGUCAGAAAUUAUCCUAGAUCAGCACUCCUACACUGAGACGGUUUAUGAAUAUGGGUCCUGUUCUCCAUCUCGUGUCUAGGUGUACUUUAAGAAAGUAUUCAAUGGCUGUCCGUUGAGCGUGAAUUGUUCAACGAUGUGGGACCAUCCGACAACCAAAGACCACCACCUGAUCCUGGGAGCAGACGAGGGGAUCUACACCCUCAACCUGAACAGCUCAGAGGCCACCAUGGAGCUGGUGAGAAUCUGCUCUAAUAUCUUUCUAUGUCUGCAGUGAGGCUAGGUCUGGUCCCAUUGCGUGAUGUCAAUAACGAGUUGAACAAGUCCUAACGCCCUGGACCAGAGCUACAGUGAGGCUAAAUGUAUGGUCUUAGAGAUUAAGCUCAUGCUACAGUAUGACUGUACAAUUCAGUAAAAUAGAUGUUAUAGCUACAGUAUUGCAUUUUGCUUUCAUAUUGCUUGUAAUCUCUACUUAACUCUACAUGUGCCUCACUCAUCCGCUUCUAAAACCCUUGAAAUGUUCUCUUCGCCCGCAUCUCUCCUGCAGCUCUAUCCUGGAAAGUGCAGCUGGGUUUACACCAUUAGUAAUGUCCUCAUGUCAAUAUCAGGUGAGAUUCAGCAAGCCAUAGACAUUCUACAAUACUAACAUCUGUCAAAUAAAUAGACUGAAAUCAUCUGUGUGUGCGUGUGCCUGUGUGUGUUUUCCUCCCCAGGUAAAUCGUCCCAGCUCCAUUCUCACUUACUGAAGGAGUUGUAUGAGCAGGGCCGAAAGGAGCAGCGAAUGGUGGCCUUGCCAACCCACAGACUAUUGCCUAGGUAACCCUACAAUUCAUUGCCAUAGGCUAGUGCUGGGUCUUAUUAAUUAGUGAACACCGUAGCAAAGCAUUUCCCAACAGAAAAGCAAAACAAGCAUUUCUUAUUCUUAUUUAUUUAUUCCAUGUAAAACUGACUAUCCUACCGAUCCUUGACUUCGGCGAUGUCAUUUACAAAAUAGCUUCCAACACUUUACUCAGCAAAUUGGAUGUAGUCUAUCACAGUGCUAUCCGUUUUGUCACCAAAGCCCCAUAUACUACCCACCAUUGUGACCUGUACGCUCUCGUUGGCUGGCCCACACUACAUAUUCGUCGCCAAACCCACUGGCUCCAGGUCAUCUAUAAAUCACUUCUAGGCAAAUCCCCGCCUUAUCUUAGAUCAUUGGUCACCAUAGCAACACCCACCCGUAGUAUGCAUUCCAGCAGGUAUAUCUCACUGGUCAUCCCCAAAGUCAACACUUCCUUUGGCCGCCAUUCCUUCCAGUUCUCUGCUGCAAAUGACUGGAACGAACUACAAAAAUCUCUGAAGCUGGAGACACUUAUCUCCCUCACUAACUUUAAGCAUCACUUGUCAGAGCAGCUUACCGAUCACUGCACCUGUACACAGCCCAUCUGUAAUUAGCCCACCCAACUACCUCAUCCCCAUAUUGUUAUUUACAUUGUUAUUUAUUUUGCUCAUUUGCACCCCAGUAUCUCUAUUUGUACAUAUUCUUCUGCACAUCUAUCACUCCAGUGUUAAUACUAAAUUGUAAUUAUUUUGCACUAUGGCCUAUUUAUUGCCUUACCUCCAUAACUUACUAUGUUUGCACACACUGUAUAUAGAUUUUCUAUUGUGUUAUUGACUGUACGUUUUGUUUUUGUUUAUUCCAUAUGUAACUCUGUGUUGUUGUUGUUUUUAUCGCACUGCUUUGCUUUAUCUUGGCCAGGUCGCAGUUGUAAAUGAGAACUUGUUCUCAACUGGCUUACCUGGUUAAAUAAAGGUGAAAUAAAUACAAAUUAAAUACAAAUGUCUUAUUAAGUUCAGUAGUAGUCCCUCCCCGUUUCGGCCUGUUUCCUUCCGCUUCGUUCCUAGUGAAUACAACCCUGGUGUUUGUUGUUGAUGAUAACAUUGUCUCCCCCUGUAGUUACUAUGACGUAUCAACAUAGAUUUUCUUUCUUAUUUCCAGGAAGUUUGCGGUCUCAUGUAAGAUACCAGACACCAAAGGCUGCAAGACCUGCUCAGUGGGUGAGAAAAGAGAAGUUGAGAAGUCCUGUUUAGCUUGAUAAAAAAAUUAUUCAGGCAGUUCAGUCACUGAACUUCAGUUGUGGUAUUGUGCUUGUAACACGAGUGGGUUUGAAGUCAAAGUUGAGUUAGAUCAAUGUGUCUGCUAAAUGACUGUUAUACUAGAAUGCUGAGGUCCUCUCCUGUCCCCCCUUGCUCCCUGCAGCCAGUAACGUGCAGCAGGGCUGUGUGUUCCUGUGCUGUGCCCUGGAGGCCAGUGUGGUGCUCCUGCAGUGGUACGAGCCCAUGCAUAAGUUCAUGCUCAUCAAGGUGAGUACACACACGAUCCCACAACAAUCCUUCUCAUCAUCCUGCUGCCCACUGUCUUCCUGGGUCCUAUUCAGUAGGGCACAUCAUAGCAAAACAGUUUGCAAAAGAUCUUAUCGGAUAAGUUCAUAUAUUUCUUCCUUGUUUCACGCCGUUUCAAAUAGUUUUGUCCAUACUAGACACAACCCUGUAGUCACGUAUACAGUCACAGCUGACAGUCCCUGACUAUUUCCCUGACUGUGUGUAUUUGUCCCCUGCAGUCCUUUGACUUCCCCCUGCCCAGUCCCCUGCGUGUGUUUGAGAUGGUGGUGGCACCGCAGCAGGAGUACCCUCUAGUGUGUAUUGGGGUACACAGGGGUCCCAGUCCUGAGCAGCCCAUUAAACUGGACAACAUGAACCUCAACUCCAACACCUCUUGGUUCACCAACACUGGCUUAGGUACUAUGAACUGAACACAUCACAGAGCAUGCUUAUUUCUAUGAACAUACAAUUCAAUGGAAUUCAACGUAAGCUUCUUAGUUUGGACCAAUCUGACAGUUGUGUUGUAACUGUGUGUUUGUGUUCCAGAGAGCAAGUGUCCUGACACAGUGCAGGUGAACCAGCUGGACUGUAACACUCUGCUGGUGCUCAUUGAGAGUAAGUCAUGUUAUUAUCAUCACCAUCCUCAGGAAGAGUAGGCUGGUUACAUACCAAGUCUGUUUUAACCCCUAAAUGACGGUGUCUUUAUCAGUCUAUAAGAGGGAAAUGAAAUGUGUAGGAAGGCCUAAUGUGUGUGUGUGUGUGUGCCUCUCUCCCCUCUGAAUAGAUUCAGUACACAUAGUGGGCCUGGAGGGGGAGCAGAGGAGCCACAGGAUGCUUCAAGCUGAGACUACUUUCACUUUUGAUGUGGAAGCUGUAGGUAAGAAGGGGAGGAGUAGAGGAGCAUGGUCAUCAUAAUAAAAUCAUUGUGAGGUUUGAGGGGUGUGGCCUAAUGCACAUUCUCUCCCUCUGUCUAUCUGUCUAUCUGUCUGUCUGGUUCAGUGUAUUUUGAGAACAGUCUGCUGGCCGUGUGGCGUCAUGGCUGGCAGAGGAGAGGAGAGGGCACAGAAGUACUGCAGGAGAUCACAGACUCCAAGAAGACCUUCCGUCUAGUGGGAUCAGAUCGGUAUGUGUGCCUGUAUACUUUCAUGGGAUACACACUGACACACACACAAUCAAGUAAAUAUAGUUUUGAUUGACCCAUUAAUAACCCUCUGCAGGAUAGUUGUCAUGGAGACACGGCAGAGUGAGGACCAUUCGGAGCUCUGUAACCUGUACAUCCUGGAGAUUGCGGAGAACUAUGUCCCAGUACCUUGAGAACUCUAGCACUUGGGACCAAGCUCAAAGUAGCACCACCUCGAAAAUAUCAAGCAGCAGCCAUGGCACUGUGUUCAUGUCCAACAAUACUGCUGUGCUGCUGGUUUAAAGGAGCACAG
Molecule: messenger RNA, 32400 nt
Organism: Coregonus sp. 'balchen'
Lineage: Eukaryota; Metazoa; Chordata; Actinopteri; Salmoniformes; Salmonidae
Source: the annotation of a GenBank genome assembly